UGUCCAACACAUUCACGUGAUCAGGAAGUGCAACUACAAAUUCGAACGAAAUGCUGUCUGCCAGCAGCAUUAGCACAGAUUAGAACAUCUUUGCCAUUACAUUUAGCUAAAUAAUGUGGUACUCAGUGUUACAAAAAUCAUAUCUACAUACCUCUGUGCAUGUCCUAAAAAAGGCUGCGCAUAAUCUGAAAGGAAAGAGUACUGCCGAUCAGCGUUGGAUAGUUCGGCAGCUUAAUGACCCCUUUGUGAAGGCUGCCCAUGUGCACAACUACCGGUGUAGAAGCGCCUUCAAACUGCUGGAGAUUGAUGACAAAUACAAACUUUUAAAACCCGGAUUCAACGUAAUAGAUUGUGGUGCUGCACCGGGUGCUUGGAGCCAGAUAGCUGUUCACAGGGUCAACUCAACUGGGGCUAACGGAGAAUUCCCCCGUGGCACUGUGGUUGGAAUUGACCUUCUGCGUAUAGCACCUCUAGAUGGAGCUCACUUCCUGUCCAAUCAUGACAUCACCGACCCAGUCACACAUGCCAAGCUGCUUCAACUUCUCCCUGGUGCUCAGGCUCAUGUCAUCAUGAGUGAUAUGGCACCCAAUGCCAGUGGUUUCAAGGAGAUGGACCAUGAAAAACUCAUCACAAUGUCAUUGUCAUUGAUUGACUUGGCUGCGAAGGUGUUGCAGACCGGUGGCUCUCUCAUUUGUAAGUAUUGGGACGGGGCAUUGGCGCACCAGCUUCAGCAGAAGCUUUCAGCUGUGUUCCGUGACGUCAGGACAGUCAAACCAAAAGCCAGCCGAAAGGAGUCGUCCGAGUUGUUUUUCCUUGCCCGGUCGUACAGAGAAAAUAAAAUAGUACAAGGUGAUAUCAACAUCUACGGGCCAGAAUGUAUUGUAUGUAUCAAGCCCUUGUCAUCAGAGCCACCGUGUUCCUCAAGUAAAUUUCUGUGCACGUCAGAACAAUUAUUUUUCCUUUGUCAGGCAUGUCUGAAGUAGUACAAAGUACAUUUGGUAUUUGUGAGAUAAUAAGUAUUCCAGUUUGCCAUUUGUAAUGCUUAUAAUCUGUUUUGCCAGCCAUGUAGUAACAUGUAAUCAUUCUCUCAUUUAGGGCUUGUAUAGGGAAAACAGGCUGGAUGAAAGAGCCACGGACACCAUGACUAAUGAAAAGGCUGAUGCCACUGAAGCCGUGCAUUAUAAAUAGUGUUGGUCUUCGCUCUCAGAGAGCGGGGAUGUGCUCUUCAAUACAUCAUCAGGCUGGCAUUUGAAUGCUCUGCUUGAAAUGAUGUGGUUUUGAAUUAUUUUUGCCAAGUGGACUGCCACUGAUUGAGAUUUCCCUCAGAUACAGAGCUAAAUACCUUGGGAUGAAGGCCCACAGUAGUGUUGAUUUGGCACUAUUUACUUUGCCUGUUUGUCUCUCUUGUCACUGACUACUUUCUGUAAUUAUGUGGCUCUCAGGGUUUGAAAGUACUCUGCUGAUUUGACCAGGAACAAAGAAACAAAUGUAUCAGAACUGUGCAAUAGACUGAGAACACAAUUAAAUGUGAUGGGGAAAGGAGAAACGGAUACAAAUGUUUCUUAAAAUAGAGAAUAUGAUGAAAAUAACCUCACCAUAAAGAUGCACAUGGAAGGUUUCAUAUAUUUGAUACCAUACAUUGGUGGAGGGGCCCUGUCUCCAUGACGCUAUUAUAAACCUUCAUACAAUUAGCCAGUGAGCUGUGACUUUCAAGCCAUCGAUACCUCCCUGUUAUCUCCUCAGUUAUAUAAGUGAUCAGCAGCUAGAUUGUAAAGGGUUCAUUGUUGGCGUAUUGAGUUCCACAUGACUUGUGUUACACAGCACAUAGAAUGAAUAGUAAUGUGGACAUCUGAGCCUGCACAAAAAUAUUAGGUACGUGCGUGACAAAUAAACCUCAUUUUAAACGUUG
Molecule: messenger RNA, 1909 nt
Organism: Oncorhynchus kisutch (coho salmon)
Lineage: Eukaryota; Metazoa; Chordata; Actinopteri; Salmoniformes; Salmonidae
Gene: mrm2
Product: mitochondrial rRNA methyltransferase 2
Exons: 3
Coding region: 114-983 (289 amino acids)
Biological process (GO): RNA methylation
Cellular component (GO): mitochondrion
Molecular function (GO): rRNA (uridine-2'-O-ribose)-methyltransferase activity
Source: RefSeq, a predicted model, not a curated record